Gymnodraco acuticeps is the source of this 2546-nucleotide messenger RNA. RefSeq names its product L-2-hydroxyglutarate dehydrogenase (gene l2hgdh). NCBI's taxonomy places the organism in Eukaryota, Metazoa, Chordata, Actinopteri, Perciformes, Bathydraconidae. The transcript is spliced from 10 exons. Gene Ontology annotation, molecular function: (S)-2-hydroxyglutarate dehydrogenase activity; (S)-2-hydroxy-acid oxidase activity. The record is from RefSeq and is a predicted model, not a curated record. The coding region runs from base 114 to 1445 and encodes 443 amino acids.
AGCAUCAUGCUAACAGCAGGAAACAGGAGGGAGGAGGAGACUCAAAACUGAUACUCUGGAUGUGUUUCUGACAGUUAUACAAUGGAGUGUGAGGGUUACUGAACUUCGUGAUCAUGAUCCGGACUUUUUGUGGAGCGACUGUGAAGGCUGUCGGGACCGCGAGGCCCAUAAAGGAGGUCAGACGGCUACACAGCUCGUAUGACGUUGCGGUGGUGGGGGGGGGCAUCGUGGGUCUGGCCACCGUCAGAGAGCUGAUCCUGAGACACCCGACACUCAGCUUCAUCCUGCUGGAGAAGGAGAAGGAGCUCGCGGUGCAUCAGAGCGGUCACAACAGCGGAGUGAUCCACAGCGGGAUCUACUACACCCCCGGCUCUCUGAAGGCCCGGCUGUGUGUGCGCGGCGCCACGUUAGCUUACGAGUACUGCGACAAGAAGGGACUGCCCUACAAGAAAUGUGGAAAGCUGAUCGUGGCCACGGAGCAGGAGGAGAUCCCCCGGCUGCAGGCUCUGUACGAGCGCGGCAUGAAGAACAACGUGAGAGACCUGAGCAUCGUCGACGCUGAAGGCAUCCGCGAGAGAGAGCCUUACUGCAGGGGCAUCAUGGCUCUGGACUCUCCAUACACCGGCAUCGUGGACUGGAGGAUGGUGGCUCUCCGGUACGGGCAGGACUUUGAGGAGGCGGGGGGGACGGUGGUGACGGAGUCCGAGGUCAACGACAUCUGCUCGGCGACGGAGAGCCAGGCCGGGAGCACAGAGGGUAUGAAAUACCCUAUUGCAAUCAGAGAUAAAAAGGGCAGGGAGGUGCGGUGCCGCUUCGUUCUGACCUGCGGGGGUCUCUACUCGGACCGCCUCUCUCAGAUCUCAGGCUGCAGCAGUGAGCCGAGGAUCGUUCCCUUCAGAGGAGACUACCUGGUGCUGAAGCCCGAGAAACACUACCUGGUGAAGGGCAACAUCUACCCCGUCCCUGACCCCCGGUUUCCCUUCCUGGGAGUCCACUUCACUCCGAGGAUGGACGGGAGUGUUUGGCUCGGUCCGAACGCCGUGCUGGCCUUCAAGAGGGAGGGCUACAAAGUUUACGACUUCAACGUCCGGGACUUUGCAGACGCUCUCUCGUUCAGGGGUCUUCAGAGGCUGGUGAUGAAGAACAUGGUGUACGGGAUGGGAGAAAUGUAUCGAGGGAUUUUCAUUGGUGCACAGGUCAAAAUCCUGCAGAAGUACAUCCCCGAACUCUCGCGGAGUGACGUGCUCAGGGGUCCUGCAGGGGUCCGGGCUCAGGCUCUGGACCGAGACGGGAACCUGGUGGACGACUUCGUGUUUGACGGCGGCGUCGGGGAGGUGGGCAGCCGUGUUCUCCACGUGAGAAACGCUCCAUCACCCGCCGCCACCUCGUCACUCGCCAUCGCUGAGAUGGUGGCCGACGAGGUGGAGAAACGCUUCGAUCUGUAGAGCAAGAUCACAGAAUAAAGAAGAGAGAAAACCAAAAAUCAUCCUUAUCUUGACAGUGAAAAUAUUUGUUAUCCAACUAUCCCUACCUCAACAUCACUGCCAUCAUGGAGCCUUAAUGUGGAGAAGAAAUUUACAUAUUUCACAUUUUUCAACAGUUUUUACUUAAGUGUUGUUUUAAGUUGCUUCACAUGUUAACUUUACUACAUUUCAAUACAAGUGCAGCCUUUAGAACUUGUUAGCCUGCCAACGCUAGCCUGCCAACGCUAACCUGCUAACGCAACAGGUGUUCAGGCAGAAAAUAACCAACAACUUGUAGCUGUUAGUAAGCUGACAACAAGCUGAGCUCCCAUGACUUAACAGUGUACUUAAUUAGCCAUUAUUCUCUCUUAGCUUUAGCAACAUUGUUAUUAGCCAUUAGCUCUUUUAGUUAGCCGCUGUUUUACAGUAGCAACUGGCUAGCCUCACAAGCAUCCAAACUAGUGCAUUUCGGAUAAGAAAAAUCUUAUCAGUUUAAUGUUUUAAACGUACUUUUUUAAGGAGAUUGAGGGUUUUUAAAACUAUAAAUCUUGUAUGGUUCUUUUGAGGACAUGCGGUUUUUAUUUGUGUUUUGACUGUAUGAGAGAUUAAUUUGUCCCUGUCAUUUUCAUAUUUUAAUACUGUAAAGCCUGCCGGGUUUUGUCAGACAUGCUCCAGAAAUGUAUAAGAAUGAGAAAAAAGGAAAGGAAAAAAUAAGGAUUUUGUCCUUAAAUAUAAUUGUGUCAUAAUGUAAACAUGAUGAUCUCUAGUUUUUUGUCAACAAUCUGUAUGAAAAAAGUGGGAUUUUAUUUGUAAAUGUCAUAACACACAGUUAAUCAGUUUUAUCUUCAAUAAUUGUGUUAACAAUUAACAAUAUAGUCUUAUUGUCAUAUUUAUAUUCACUUAAGAAGGAGUUGUGUUGGGGUGCUAAUUUCAUUUAAUUCUGCCUAAUUUGCACUUUCUACAUGUUCAAGAGCUUCACAUUUUCCAGACAAUGUAUAUAUAUCAAAAUUCUAUUAUUUCAUACGUUUUAUUGACAUUGAAUGUUGAGUAUUUUGUACCAUAAAUACAUAUUUUUGAAGAGCA